This is a messenger RNA of Ruditapes philippinarum (Manila clam), 1012 nucleotides long. RefSeq lists its product as uncharacterized. Bases 287 to 1012 code for a protein of 241 amino acids. The record is from RefSeq and is a predicted model, not a curated record. The transcript has 3 exons. NCBI's taxonomy places the organism in Eukaryota, Metazoa, Mollusca, Bivalvia, Venerida, Veneridae.
AUAAAUAUUCUCGCCUAUCGAAUGAGGUGAUAUAAUCUGAGAGCCUUUGACAUGGGCUCAUAAAACCUUAUAAGAGAAAAUUUAUUAAAAAAUUAAUUUAUAGCAUGAUCAGAAUUUUAAUAUCUAUGCUUUAACGUUAAAUAUCAUUUUGUUUUAGAUAAAUAUUUCAUUUUUUUAAAUAGGAGAACCUGUCUGUUCUCUUAAUGACCAAAGUAAAGUACCUUACGAUUGGGUACCAAAUCAACACCUGGAACCUCAGCCGGAUAUUUCAAUUGGUGAAAUUUUGAUGGAUAAUCCAUGUUCGUAUGAAUCAGUUAAAAGAGUUAUCAAAGAAAUACGAAAAACUAGCGGAGUGACAGAAGAUAACUUAAAAACAUGGUGUAUUAUGGGAUGCGACGGCCUUCCCUAUACGCUAGGAUCGAGACUAAUUGAAAAAAAUAAAGAUAUGCAAAAUAUCUUACUUAUUCCCGGACACGGGCACAUAGAGAUGAAUGUGGUAAAAGCUGCUUUUAAGUUACUGUGGGAGCCCAUUCUACAGGACUUAAGUAAGGAAUGUGGUUUCAAGUCACCAAGGGCACAAGUUGCGGCACAAUCGUGUACUGAUCACCACAAAUCAUACAUGCUUUUGGAAAUAAUGUUUGAAAGUGCUUUGCAGGAGAUCAUGACAACUUUUAUCAUAAAUAGUGUGCAGAAUUCAAUAACACCUAACAUAGCCACUUUUUUUGAUUAUAUAAAAUCUUCAAAAGACAAAAAUUAUAGAUUUAUGUGUGACGCAAUAAUAAACUUUAUUUUUCCAAUAUUUCUAUAUAGAGCCGGUGUUAGGAGAAACAAUUUCGGAUAUAUAUCUGCAGCUAAAGCUAAAUUUUUUAAACUAUUUUUUUCUGGUGGAAUGAAAAAUUAUCAGCAACUUAUUAUGAAAGAUAUUAAAACAUACAUCCUAGCACCUCCAGAAGUGAAGCAUUUCUUACAGAAAACACAAUUGUUUACUGGUAAAUCUACUGUGUUCCCUUAG